Sparassis crispa is the source of this 1866-nucleotide messenger RNA. RefSeq lists its product as hypothetical. Bases 1 to 1866 code for a protein of 621 amino acids. The transcript is spliced from 4 exons. The record is from RefSeq and is a predicted model, not a curated record. NCBI's taxonomy places the organism in Eukaryota, Fungi, Basidiomycota, Agaricomycetes, Polyporales, Sparassidaceae.
AUGGCUCCCUUUCGAACGCCGCUGGCGCUUCCCUCUUCCCUCCGCCGCCCUUUUAAAUCUCCCCCUCCGUCCCUCCUCCGUCCCUACUGCCUCCUGCCCCUCCCACCGUCCUUUAAAAGGUCGCGUCUAUUCUCCUCCCAGCCCGCUCCCAGUCCCCCGCCGCCGCCGUUCUGCAUGCCCCCGAGCUUCCACCACGACGCCCCCGCCAUCGCCCACGAACACAUGUCGCUCACCGAUCUCUACGCGUUCGACGACCCGGCCCAGUUCGAUCCCGUCGUCCCAGACGCGGAUCACAUGAUCUUCGACUUUGACGACUACUACGACCGCAAGUCGCCGUUCAACUGGGACCAUGUCAACGACUACACCAUGCAUCCCUUCCCUGCCUCUCCCGACUCGCUGUCCAGCCAGCCAGAGCUCCAUACUUCUCCCUACAUCCCUCCUGCACGCCAACACUUCUCUCCGGAUCUCUUGUCCAGCCACGAUCUGCCCCCGCUCGCCGACUUUAACGACAGUGGCCUUUAUUCGCACUGGAUAACAGAUCCCGACCCUCCCUCGCUCUUCCACUCGUCGCUGCCCAUCCCGAUCCCGAAUCACCAGUCCCAGUCACCUCCCGGCGAGUCUUUUAUUGCUUACAGCAACAGCUCCUCCGUCUUCCCAGAUGUCACCGCGUUCUCGCCUAUGACAGCCUUUGCUGCGCUCCAGCCGCUGCCCCGGUCCUUUUCUCCCCAAGAUGACACGAUCAUGACAGACGCUCUCCAGCACGACAUGUCGCAGGCCUUUGCUCCUCCCGCCCCCGCGUGGGCCACGCAGCUAUGGGACUCGCCCAGCCCGCAGGACACGUCACUCUCGCCGCCCCAGACGCCUGCGGAGUUCACACUUUCCGCAGAAGACGCGUUCGCCACUCAGCGGCAGCGCGUCCCGACGCGACGGAGCGCAGUCACAUCUGUCUCCCAGAUUUUCCAGUCCUCCAGCGCGCCCUCGCUCUCGUAUGCCCGCCCUCCGCUCCAGUCGCGCGCCUACAGCCGCCGUGCCGAGUCUAUCAGCGAGCACGAUGAUCGCGAUGCGACGGUGCGAAAGAAGAAGCGCACCACUCCCGUGGACGAAGACGAGGUUAGACCCGUGGAAAAGACGUCGGAGAGCCCCCCGACCAGGUCAAUGCUGCGCCCUCCCAAGCUUGCUCCAUCUGCGUGGCAGCUGUAUUUCACCGAUUGGAUUCAGCGCCACCAGGCGUCCAGCCAUAAGAAGUUAAAUGUCGCCCAGGCUGCUAAAGAGGCUGGGCAGGAGUAUGCGAAGCUCACCCCCGAGGAGAAAGAGCCGUACAAACGCCGCUCCCAGGCGGCAAAGGAGACGCGGGAGCGCGAGCUAGCUGCAUACAUGCGCAAACUGACGCCCGACGAUAUCAAACGCGAGAACGCGUUUCGGACCGCACAGCGCAAGGCGGGCAAGUCGCGCAAGGGCAACAUCAAGGACCCAAAUGCGCCGAAGAAGCCGCUGAGCGCGUACUUCAUGUUUCUCCAGCGGAUCCGGUCGGAUCCCGAUUUGGUUAGGGAGGUCUUCGGCGACGAAACUGAGACGACGAAACAGAGCGUCUUAGCGGCCGGCAAGUGGCGGUCAAUGACGGACGAGCAGCGGAAGCCGUUCCUUGCACAGGCCGAGCAGGAGAAACUGGAAUAUGAGUCGGCGCGCAAGUUGUACGAGGAGGGCACUACGGGCUACUCGUCAAGCAUAAAUUUCAGCAUCCUGCCCAGUAGCCCUAUCAAUUCGAUCUCAUUCCCUGGCAGUCCGUUGCGACCCCUCAAGCAGGAGUCCCUCAGCUCCGAGAGCGAUAGCGAAGAGUUCGCAACGGACGAUGGCGACCGUCGUUGA